This is a messenger RNA of Gamsiella multidivaricata, 1511 nucleotides long. RefSeq lists its product as uncharacterized. NCBI's taxonomy places the organism in Eukaryota, Fungi, Mortierellomycota, Mortierellomycetes, Mortierellales, Mortierellaceae. Bases 137 to 1318 code for a protein of 393 amino acids. The transcript is spliced from 2 exons. Gene Ontology annotation, molecular function: guanyl-nucleotide exchange factor activity. The record is from RefSeq and is a predicted model, not a curated record.
AGGUAGAUUUUUGUGGUGGCAAUUUGACGGACUACGAUGGUAGAGAUAAAGACCUUUGGACUGACAUUUGUAUUCCGAUUUUCCCUCACAGCAAUGUGCAAUCGACAAUCCUCCAGGCACAGCCAGUCUGCAUCUCAUGCUUGCUUUCCCAUUGGGGCGUCUCCCCACCUACAGAGAUAUGAUCAUUGCUAUUUGUCAAGCAACCCAGCCCAGCCAUCCAGACUACUUGAAUCUGAUGAGAGCUUUGGACAUAGUCAACAUUGUUGCGAGUGAGCUCAGGGGCGAGCGGCUCGUCGCGCAGGACCAGCUGGCGCUCUGGGAAAUCCAAUCCAAUACGAUAGGGUUACCCGAGCCCAUCAUGAUCCCAAAACGUCGCCUGAUUCUGCGAGCAGAUUUACAUAAGGUUGACUCGUCCCUGGCACUGGAACCUCGAACAUAUUAUCUCAUGAACGAUGUCCUGCUGUACUCGCGGUUUGAUCCUAAGAAGAAUACCUACACAUUCAAGGGAAUGUUCGACUUGGCUAAGACGCAGAUCAACAACCCUGAGGACAAUGUGACACUCCCACAGCUCCCCAACUGUAUCCAAAUCGCCAACGCAGGACGCAAACAAAUGAUGCGCUGCAGGAGCCGAGAGGAGCGCGACUAUUGGAUGGAGACCAUGCGUCAGGCUGUCGAUAUUGUCAACAAGAGCCUGUACGACCCCUCCCAGGCAAUAGGCGAUUUGCUGCCCCUGCGCGAGUACGCUAGCUCGAUCUCUUCAGAUUCCUCAGGGCACAAUCUUGGAGCCGGCCCCAAAACCAGCGGCAGCAGCUUCAACAAGACCUUGCCGGAUUCGCGGUCGAUCAACUCCAAAUCUAGCAACGAGACCCAGAAUUCGAACAGUAAGCCCCGGAAACCGAACCCACAAGCAGACUUUUAUGGAUGCUCGUUUGGCACGGAUGUCAAGGUCAACCCGAACGAGGAUAAUUACAAGUCGAGUCCUUUGGCAUUGAGCAAAGCCUUGUCGAACAAUUCGUCCUCAUCCUCGGUCUCGACAGGAGCAACGGCGACAUCGUCGACAACGGCAAAGACCAAUGGCAGUAAUCCACAGUCGCUGGGCUCGAUGUUGGCCGCCAUUCCUGUGGAUCAGUUGACGCCAAAGCAGGCCAAGGCCAAGGCGGCACUGGCGGCGGCCGUCGAGGCCAGGAGACAGGCGCGUCUAAAGCAGGAGGCGAAGAACGGAGGUCCAGCAGUUAAAGCGGAGAUGAAGAACGUCAACUUGGAUUUCUCGAGUUCUUUCAUUCCAGCCAAAGAGCGUAUUGCAAAGACCAUGUCAUGAAGAGGGGUUUUUUUUAUCCGUCGCGAUCCCUUUGUACAGAGAGGGCUUUCCUUCCAGUUUUCCCUCCUCGUAAUUGCUUAAUGUUUAUAGUCUUUCGAUCAUCAAUCAUCCAUACCAUUCAUACCAUUCAUUCUCAUCUUUGUUGCAGGCAUAGUUACCAUUAAGUAUUCAUAAUAAAGACCCCAGCGAAGCA